AUGUCCCAGCGACAAAAGGUACUAGAUACAGAGAGCACCACUGCGAAGUUUUUAUAUGCAAUAAUCAAGCAGACAGACUUGAAAUCGAUCGAUUGGAACCGAGUUGCAUCCGAUCUUCAGGUAUCCAAUGGCCAUGCUGCCCGCAUGCGAUAUUCACGAUUCCGACAGCAAAUGGAGGGCACCCUCGCCCCCAGGGCAAAACGAAAGCCCAAAAAGGCCAAAGUUGUGGACCCUCCUACAAAUCUGCAAACUGACUUAUCCACAAAUCCGUCUCUGAUGGUACCCCCAGUGCCUGCGGUGAAUUCAACUUUCCCCGGCAAUCCCUUCAUAAAGCCUGAGCCCGGCACGCAAAGCAACUCAGCCCCAGGUCAUAUGCUGUAUGGCUCCCAGUCGAUGCAGGGAAACACCAUGCCCGGGCAACAAUGCUUUCCCCUAGACUAUUGCUCAAUGCAGUUUCAGCAAGCGGUCACCAUGCAACCCGGGGCUUCGUCGUCCAGCGAUACAGUCCCGUCAUCUUCUAUGAAUACCUACCCAAUUGAAGCCAUGCAGACCAACUACCCGUACUUGCCACCAGGUAUGCCAUCGGGCUUUGGGGUGCAGGAUCUUGGAAUGCAAAUGCCUUUCCCGGAUCAACCCUCUGGCAUGACCUGGGGGCAACAAGCUCCCUCGGCCCUUGGAGACCAGUUCAUCAAGCCUGAGGAGGUACAACAGGGCGCCUCGAUGAUGGAAUGGGAGCCUAUGUCUCCUUUCCUAUCAGAUGCUAUCGUCAAGUCUGAGGACCAGCAACAAGUGAACUCGGUCGGGUGGGAGUCCAGGUCCUUUGUUCAACAAGAUGCCCCUGUGACAAUGUCUGACAACCGGGGCCAAAUCCACACAACUUUCCAGUGUGAGCCCCCGACCUCUCUUCAAGAUUCUACGGCCUUCAAGCCUGAUGAGCAGCAACAUGGAAAUCUGGCUGCGGUCUGGGGUAAUGCACUGCCAGCUUCGCCCGUGCCAGCUUCGCCCGAUGUUCCAGUUUCAUGCGGCACGGAGAAGCCACCCAAAGAAGAGAAAAUCAGUUGGGUCUCGAUGCCUCCUCCGCCAUGUUUUGCAAACCCACCAAGCCAGACUCAGGCACAGGGUAGGGUGAAUGAUAAUUCGGGGUUGGUCUCUCUUCCCCCACAGGAAUACUCGCCUGCAGAAGUCGAGGUAGAGAAUCCGAGCACAGCACUUGUUCUCUGGCGGCCACCAGCUCUGUCUCAGCAGCUUUUGCCAGAAGAUCAUGACAACGAGCUGCAGUCGAUCCGACUAUAA
Molecule: messenger RNA, 1293 nt
Organism: Penicillium olsonii
Lineage: Eukaryota; Fungi; Ascomycota; Eurotiomycetes; Eurotiales; Aspergillaceae
Source: the annotation of a GenBank genome assembly